GUCCGCGGCGAGCUUCAGAGCGCAGAGUUAUCCGGAGGCGCGCGCACUCGCGCGAUAACGCUUUCUUUUUUAUACUUUUAUACACUAAAAAAACCAGUUAUUAUUAUUAUACACACGGAAUCGGUAAUUUCGAUAGAUUUCACAUUUCUUAAGCCCGUACGAAGAGAAGACGAGGAUGAGCGUACCGGAUUACGGCGAGCUCGGCAAAAGCGCUCGCGACGUCUUUCGCGAGGGUUACGCUUACGACUUGGCCAAGCUCAAGCUCAGCGCCAAGCUCGGCGUCGAGGCGGACGUCGCUUUUGAUCUCAGGAAGUCCGAGCUGACCGGCUCGUUCCUCGGCAAGUACAGCACCAACGGCUACGGCCAGUUCAGUGGAAAGCUCUCCAGACCCAGUCUUCUCACCGGCGAGUACAAACUCAACGGCUUCCUCUCGGAGAACGUGGACCUCGACGCCGGAUACACGUUCAACUUGGCCGACAAUUUUCAGACCUGUCGAGUCCGCGGAAAAUUCCACAACUCUUUGUUACACGCGGACGGAUCGAUAACGAAAGACUUGGACGGAGACGCGGUGCUGCACGGCUCGGCCGUGCUGAAGUUGGGAAAGUUGCUGCUUGGCUAUCAGGCCGAGUUCAAACCCAACGGCUCGAGGCUCAGCAAGAAUGAUCUGGCCCUCGGAUGCGAGAUCGGAAACUCGGCGGCGCUGCACUUGCGAUGCUUGAGGAUUCCCAAGGAGCUAGGACUAUCCGGCUUCUACAGUGUGAGCGACAAGCUGGACGUAGCGGUGGACGCAAAGCUGGGCCUCGGCGACGAGUCGAGGCCCUGGUACCUCGGCGCUGGUCUCGCUUACAAGCUCAACGAGCAGAGCAAGCUGCGAUUGAAACUCGACAAGAAUCUUCAGCUGGGCACGAGCUUGCAGAUGCCACUGAACGAAGAGGCCAAAGUCACGCUCGCGAUGAAUCUCGACUUGGCCCAGCCUGCCUCGGGUCAACACAAGGUCGGGCUCGGCCUGGACCUUGAGGUUUAGAGACGCGUGUACACGCAAACGUAGAUUUUAGACUUACUAUAGUGAGCCUGUGAACAGUGUUUUUGUAAAUCGUCCUCUAUCGUGUCUCGUGAAUUAUAUAAAGCUAUUUUACGGAUAAA
Nasonia vitripennis (jewel wasp) is the source of this 1143-nucleotide messenger RNA. RefSeq names its product voltage-dependent anion-selective channel-like. The record is from RefSeq and is a predicted model, not a curated record. Lineage: Eukaryota; Metazoa; Arthropoda; Insecta; Hymenoptera; Pteromalidae. Gene Ontology annotation, biological process: monoatomic anion transmembrane transport. The transcript has 4 exons. Gene Ontology annotation, cellular component: mitochondrial outer membrane. Gene Ontology annotation, molecular function: voltage-gated monoatomic anion channel activity. The coding region runs from base 176 to 1024 and encodes 282 amino acids.